This is a messenger RNA of Culex pipiens pallens (northern house mosquito), 680 nucleotides long. RefSeq lists its product as uncharacterized. Bases 16 to 621 code for a protein of 201 amino acids. The transcript has a single exon. Lineage: Eukaryota; Metazoa; Arthropoda; Insecta; Diptera; Culicidae. The record is from RefSeq and is a predicted model, not a curated record.
ACUUUCGAAUUUGUAAUGCUAAAAAAUCCGAUCCAAGUUCACAGUGACCAGAAGCUAACACAUCAACCGACAAGUGUCAAAAGACUCCACAAAAAAGAAAUAAUGAGAAGAGGCACCUCUAAUGACAAUCCUAGCCCCCGACGGCGCUCGAAACGACUGGCCUGCAGACCUAGCGCCACUCCGGAACCGGCACCGAAGCGUCCCCGCAGACGAACCCCCCGCACACCAAAUCUAGGCUGGCGCCCCGAAACGUCAUCGGCAGCCGAGUCCGACUCGAUCAUCUUCCUCGGCCGGUUCGAGUCUCCGCCAUCAGCUCCUCCGGUCAUCCGGGAGGUGCCGGUGGUCCGCAAUCCGGUUCGGGAACGCCCAGAAACCUCCACGACCACCGUUCAAGCAUCGGUGGCGACGGUUGACGCGUGGACGGCCACUGCGGAGGACGAGUUGGUGGAAAUCUUUCGGAUUGCGACGGACGAGCCGGAAUCGUUCAGCUUGGACAACGCGAGCGACAGAAGCUCGCUGUACUACUCGUGCGAGGAGGAUUCGCUGCUGUUUCCGGUUGGUGUCGUGGAACAACCUUUGCUGAAUAUGGACGAACCGUGCUGCUCGAAAUCACUCUUUUGAGAUUUUUUCUUUUGUUUGUAAUAGUUGCUGUUUUUUUUUUAAAUAUAUUUACGAUUUGU